CGAAUCAGAGCGCUCUCUGGUCCACCAUCAUCCCUCCCACUUGCUCCUUCCACCACUCUGUUUCGCUCCCAGCCCGUCUCAGAAGUGUGAUGCUCUGCAGUGCUGCUCACUGAAGCCACCAGCUGUUUAUCCCCCCCGGUCGGACAAAAGCACGCAGGCAAGAGCAGCUACAUCAUCCAGCCCCGACAGCAGUUAGAUGAAUGCCUUUCCAUCAUGAUCAAUUAUCUGUUUGCGUUUGGAGUGCUGGCAGGGUUGCUGAUCCCAGCCGAGUGCGAUCUGAUAUCCGUGUGUGUUGAAGACGACAAUGACCUGAGAGUGGACUGUCUGAUUGAGCCCACGCCCAACCAGAUCAACAGCUACGAGUUCUCAUGGUCCUCUGGAACCAAAGAGUCCCUCAUUAACACCAAUGUCUCCGGUUCAGCAGCAGAGGGCCAGUUCAAAGACAAAAGCUACGUGGAGGAGCUGGAGCCUCACGGCUACAGAAUGACCCUGAACGGCUUCACAGACAGUCUCCCACACAACACCACCUACAUGUGCAAAAUAUCCGGGGAGGCUGCAAGAGUCAAUGUGAUGAAAGAUCAACUUGUCCCAUGUUCAGCUGUGAGCGUGUUUCUGAAGAGCUCCUGCUCCUGGAUCGUUUGUUUUCUGCUCUUCAUCUAUCAAACACACAGCUAAAAGAAAAGGCGUGCAAACUCGUGCUGGCUCACCCAUGUCUAACCACGCAUCUGUCAUAUAUCAAACAUCAAUUAAAAACAUGCACCCACGUUUUCAACAGCUCGCCAUUAUGUCCGUCUCUUUUUUGUUUUCCUCCCAAGAGCAUUGGAAUAGCUUUAGAAUGUUUUCAUAACUCUCUUUGACCAGGAAAGAGUGAAGAUGAUUCAAUAGAGAUGUUAAGAGAUUGAGAGCUUUUUGUUGCUGAGGAACACAUGUUUGUGUAUAAAUAAACUGAGUAACUUGUAAUGGCAAUACUACUUUUUAAGCUGCAGGAUUUGUUUUCAAUAAAGUGAUGCUAUUUAAAAAAAAAA
Messenger RNA from Pungitius pungitius (ninespine stickleback), 1025 nucleotides. Its product is annotated as thy-1 membrane glycoprotein-like. NCBI's taxonomy places the organism in Eukaryota, Metazoa, Chordata, Actinopteri, Perciformes, Gasterosteidae. Gene Ontology annotation, molecular function: GTPase activator activity; integrin binding. The transcript has 4 exons. The record is from RefSeq and is a predicted model, not a curated record. Gene Ontology annotation, biological process: cell-cell adhesion; regulation of cell migration; negative regulation of neuron projection regeneration. The coding region runs from base 214 to 675 and encodes 153 amino acids. Gene Ontology annotation, cellular component: external side of plasma membrane; focal adhesion; membrane raft.